UGUCGCUGCUGCUGCUGAACCGUCUACUGCUGCAUCGUGUCGCUGCUGCUGGGUCCUGACCUGAACCGUCUACUGCUGCAUCGUGUCGCUGCUGCUGCUGCUGGGUCCUGGGCUGAACCGUCUACUGCUGCAUCGUGUCGCUACUGCUGCUGCUGGGUCCUGGGCUGAACCGUCUACUGCUGCAUCGUGUCGCUGCGGCUGGGUUCUGGGCUGAACCGUCUACUGCUGCAUCGUGUCGCUGCGGCUGGGUCCUGGACUGAACCGUCUACUGCUGCAUCGUGUCGCUGCUGCUGGGUCCUGGGCUGAACCGUCUACUGCUGCAUCGUGUCGCUGCUGCUGGUUCCUGUCCUGAACCGUCUACUGUUGUAUCGUGUCGCUGCUGCUGCUGGGUCCUGGGCUGAACCGUCUACUGCUGUAUCUUGUCGCUGCUGCUGGGUCCUGGGCUGAACCGUCUACUGCUGCAUCGUGUCGCUGCUGCUGGGUCCUGGGCUGAACCGUCUACUCCUGCAUCGUGUUGCUGCUGCUGGGUCCUGGGCUGAACCGUCUACUGCUGCAUCGUGUCGCUGCUGCUGCUGGGUCCUGGGCUGAACCGUCUACUCCUGCAUCUUGUCGCUGCUGCUGGGUCCUGAGCUGAACCGUCUAGUGUUGCAUCGUGUCGCUGCUGCUGCUGGGUCCUGAGCUGAACCGUCUAGUGCUGCAUCGUGUCGCUGCCUCACGCGCGCGUGGCGGGGCUCGAGCCAGCAGGAGGAGAGUCACCAAGUGGGUGGAGUGAUGGAGCGCUGUAGCGGCAGGAGCAGCAUCACAUUUGUGACGGGCAAUCAGAACAAGCUGAGGGAGGUGGUGCAGAUCCUGGGAGACUCCUUCCCGUACGAGCUGAUAGCCAAGAAGAUUGACUUGCCGGAGCAUCAGGGGGAGCCUGAUGACAUCUCGGAGCAGAAAUGCAAGGAAGCUGCACGGCAGGUGGAGGGGGCGGUGCUGGUGGAGGACACGUGCCUCUGCUUCGACGCCCUGGGAGGGCUGCCCGGACCGUACAUAAAGUGGUUUCUGGAUAAGCUGAAACCAGAAGGCCUGCACCGCCUGCUGGCUGGGUUUGAGGACAAGGGAGCCCGUGCCGUCUGCACCUUCGCCUACAGCCCCGGCCGAGCUCUCGGCUCUCCUGUGCUCCUCUUCCGCGGGGAGACGCACGGCAAGAUCGUUGAGCCCAAGGGCCCCAGAGACUUUGGCUGGGAUCCCUGCUUCCAGCCGGAUGGAUUCGACAAGACCUACGCGGAGCUACCCAAGGAGGUGAAGAACUCCAUCUCCCACCGCUCCCUCGCCCUCCGCAGGAUGGCCGAUCACUUCGCCGGCCUUGCAGACAGCGCGGCCAUGGCAGGCGAUGGCGGUGGUAGUGGUGGCGGUAGUGGUGGUAGUGGUAGUGGUGGUGGCGGUAGUGGCGGUAGUGGUGGUGGUGGCGGUAGUGGUGGUAGCGGUGGUGGUGGUAAUGGUGGCGUUGACUGA
Messenger RNA from Petromyzon marinus (sea lamprey), 1497 nucleotides. The record is from RefSeq and is a predicted model, not a curated record. NCBI's taxonomy places the organism in Eukaryota, Metazoa, Chordata, Hyperoartia, Petromyzontiformes, Petromyzontidae.